AGAAAGCAAAGAAAAAAAAAAAAAAAGUAUUUCGGUCGCUUAAUUUUAAAUUCAAUUGAUCUGUGCAUAAAAUUCCUGAUUCAAUUCCCCUAACUGUACUCUUUCGCCUUCCGGCUUCCGGCUUCCGCCUUCCGCAAUCCCCGCAUUACCCAUUUUUAAGCGUAUACAAAAAUCUAAACUUUUCUCCAUUGUUAAAUAAAAUAAAUACUCUAAUUUUAAUUUCUCCUAUACUAAUUAGUAAUUAUGCUACUACUGUAAAGUUAACCAACAAAGCCACAUCACCAAAAUCACUAUCAUUGAUUCUCCAUAUAUAAUUCUCUCACUCUUCCUCAUUUCCACAUUCCCUUUACUAAUUUCACCUAAACCCCUUUUUUUUUUUUUUUAAUCUCAUUUUCACAAUCUGGGUUUUCUUCAAUGAUCCUAAGAAUAUCUUGGGUUUUUCUUAUUUUUUGAUUUCAUUUUAUAGAUUUUAAUUUUUUUGAAAAUUGGGGAUCAAAUAUUUUUUUAUUUGAAUUUUUUGAAUAAUGGGUUGUGUGAGUUCUAAAGGAGGAGUUCCAGUGACGCCGGCGUUGGAUUAUUCUGGUGUUUUUAGGGACAAUGUGGUUGUGGGUGGUUCUGGCCGUAGUAGAGUGGGACCCACUGAGUUAGAUAGUAAGAAAAAGUUUAACUCCGGUGGUGGUGGUGAUGGUGAGUUAGGACGAGUCAGCUCAACGUGUGGGAGUGAGUCAGUGAGUUUCAGGUUAGGGAAUUUGCAGAAGUAUGUUGAAGGUGAACAAGUGGCUGCUGGUUGGCCUGCUUGGUUAAGUGCUGUUGCUAGUGAAGCCAUUCAUGGUUGGUUGCCCCUCAAAGUUGAUUCUUUUGAGAAAUUAGAAAAGAUUGGCCAAGGAACAUAUAGUAGCGUUUUUCGGGCACGUGACCUUGAAACCGGGAAGAUAGUUGCUUUGAAGAAGGUGCGGUUCGACAAUUUUGAGCCGGAGAGUGUUAGGUUUAUGGCCCGAGAAAUUUUGAUCCUCCGCAGGCUUGAUCAUCCUAACGUUAUUAAGCUGGAAGGAAUAGUCACUUCCAAAUUAUCUUGCAGCAUAUACCUUGUCUUUGAGUAUAUGGAACAUGAUCUUGCCGGACUUGUUUCUUGUCCUGAUAUUAACUUUACUGAGGCACAGGUUAAAUGCUAUAUGAAGCAACUAUUAUCCGGGAUUGAGCAUUGCCAUCAACGAGGUAUAAUGCAUCGGGAUAUUAAAGGAUCAAAUCUUCUGGUAAAUAAUGAAGGAAUUUUGAAGGUGGCUGAUUUUGGUUUGGCCAACUUCUGCAGUACGUCACGCAGACAGCCAUUAACCAGCCGUGUUGUAACUUUGUGGUACCGACCUCCCGAACUCCUUCUCGGGGCUACAGAUUAUGGACCUUCUGUUGACCUCUGGAGUGUCGGUUGUGUAUUUGCUGAAGUUCUCCUGGGAAAGCCUAUUCUUCAAGGGAGAACCGAGGUUGAACAACUCCAUAAAAUCUUUAAACUUUGUGGGUCUCCACCUGACGAGUAUUGGAAGAAAUCAAAACUUCCGCAUGCCACUCUUUUUAAGCCGCAGCAGCGCUAUGAGAGUUCUCUUUUGUUAACUUGUAAAGAUAUGCCCGCAACUGCAGUGGACCUUAUUGAAACUUUACUUUCUGUGGAGCCGUACAAGCGUGGAAGUGCCACGUCUGCUCUAUGUUUUGAGUAUUUCAGCUCUAAACCUUAUGCGUGUGACCCAUCAACUUUGCCAAAAUAUCCUCCUAACAAAGAAAUCGAUGCCAAAGGUCGUGAAGACACAAGAAGGAAAAAAGUCAAUGGAAGAGUUCGUGGGCUUGAAACAGGAAGAAAGACAAGUAAGAAACCAAACGGCAUACGCAAACCUGCCCCAGCUGAGGAGCUGCCGUUGCCACCCCAACCUCAAGAAACACAGAGAGUCAAAAUCAACGGAAGUUUAGCACUCUUCCAUCCAGAAGAAGACAUAAAAGGGAGGGAACCACCGAAACCAUCAAUUGAUCGACGAGAAGAAAUUUCCCAUUCGAAGAAUGCUUCUCAAGGAGACGUACCAUAUUCAGGUCCCUUGCAAGUUUCAGCCUCAAGCGGCUUUGCAUGGGCUAAAAACCGAAGGGAUGAUGUAUUUGUUAGAUCACACCGACGGUCCAGUUCGAAGCUUAGUUUCAAUGGUCUAGAAACCUAUUUAACAUCAAAUGAAAGAAGUGAUUCUGAGGUAAAGAAGCACGAAAAUGGCGAUAAAUCUCUGGGAACCCGUGCUUUUUCUAGAGGGCAUGAUUACUAUGAAGCUCUUAAGCAUACAGUAAGAAGACAAUGGAGCCAGUUUGAGCGGCCCGACUCUUUUGAUGCCUCGGAUGAAUACCAUUCACAGGAAUUAUCCUUAGCACUUUAUCAAAAGGAGAUGGGAACAAGGAGAAACCACAUGGAUAGAGAGGGCUUGGUUGAAUUUUCAGGACCUUUGUUAUGUCAAUCAAACCGACUUGAUGAACUUCUAGAGAAACAUGAACGUCACAUUCGCCAGGCAGUUCGAAGAUCGUGGUUUCAAAGAGGGAAAAAACAAGGCAAAUGAGUAGAAGAAACUUUAUGAUGCCAAAUUAUUCAAUUUUCUAAGUGUUGAGCUAACAUACCUACCAAUGUUAAAACUGUGAGAAACCGACUCCCCGAUUCCACCACUCAAGUCUGCUGCUGUAGAUUGUUGCAGUAAACCCCAUUGAAGAUUUUGAGUCCCAAAUCACAAUGCUGAUACCAAAAUACAGAAUACAGAUGACUGUUUUUCGGACGAUGUACAUAUGGAUGAACUAUGAUGUAAAUAAAAAUGACUCUAUGAUGUUAGUAAACUCUUGCCAUAUUUUUUGUCCAAUUUUGAAAAAGAAAAAAAAUCUAUAAUGAUUUUAUUUUCCCUCUAAAUUUUGGUAAAACAAAAAGAUAAAUAAAUAGCUGUAAAUGGGUCAAAAGUGUUGGGCUUUGCCCCUACAAAAGGAAAAGGAGAAAGGUGAAAACAAAAGAAAAGGUAAAGGGAGGAAGAAAAGAUUGAUAAUUGCCCUUUUAGUAACGAUGGUAGGAAGAGUAAUACAAACACAAGUCCUAUUGGUUGCUUUCAUAUGCAAUCAUGCUACUCCACUACACCCUCUGGAAUUAUCUAAAAUUUUCAUGAUUUUUCUAUAAUAAUUUCACCGACAGAUUAAUCAUGA
This is a messenger RNA of Amaranthus tricolor (Joseph's coat), 3201 nucleotides long. Its product is annotated as protein IMPAIRED IN BABA-INDUCED STERILITY 1-like. Gene Ontology annotation, cellular component: nucleus; cyclin-dependent protein kinase holoenzyme complex. The coding region runs from base 525 to 2579 and encodes 684 amino acids. Gene Ontology annotation, biological process: positive regulation of transcription elongation by RNA polymerase II; protein phosphorylation. NCBI's taxonomy places the organism in Eukaryota, Viridiplantae, Streptophyta, Magnoliopsida, Caryophyllales, Amaranthaceae. The record is from RefSeq and is a predicted model, not a curated record. The transcript is spliced from 9 exons. Gene Ontology annotation, molecular function: cyclin-dependent protein serine/threonine kinase activity; RNA polymerase II CTD heptapeptide repeat kinase activity; ATP binding.